UCUGACUCGCCUGUAUUUGAAAACCAAGCCCUUUCAGUUUCUCUUCAGUUUAAAGGGCUGAUUACAAAACACAAGUGAAACUGUGUGUCUGUCUUCAGUCUAAAGGCUGCACUGGAUGAUGUUGUAUAUCCUGAUACUUGCUUUGCUUUUUAAAGCAUCAGCCAUUCAUCUCCAGGGAUAUGGAAAUGCAGUGGUUGAAUACGGCAAGGAGGGUCAUUACAAAUGCACUGUGGACAACCAAACAGGUGUGCUGCAGGUGACGUGGCAAAGGCUUGUGAAAGAUGAGCCGAUAGAAAACCUGGCAACCUACAGCCAACUCUUUGGGCAGCGGGUGAACAGGCCUUAUCAGGGAAAGGUGAUCCUCACGCAAGCGUCCCUCAACUCAACUUCAAUCACUCUGACGAAUGUAUCGUGGCAGGAUGAGGGUUGUUACAUAUGCUCCUUUAAUGUGUAUCCUGACGGGUCCAAAAGAACGCAGACUUGCCUCAGCGUGCAAGGAAUAUCCAGCGUGGACACACAGUUCCAUCACAGGAGUGGACAGGGCGGAGAGGACGUGGGGGUCAGCUUUAGCUGCUCUGCCACAGGCAAACCAGCGCCAACCAUUGAGUGGGACAUUUCACCUGGUGCCACGUACUCCGAGCAACGACAGACCGCGGCGGUCGCAAACAGUGACCACACGUUUACCAUCAGCGACAACAUCACUCUGCGGCUGCCCGUGGACUGGGACGGACACGUGGACUGUCUGCUGAACACAGGACGGGCGGGACAGAGGAGGGAGAAGAUUCCUUUCGUUUUAGAACAUGCAGAGCAUCCAAAAGAUAAGGAUGUGAAAGGACUGUCACCGUCAGGACUCGCAAUAAUCAUUACAGCUGUGACCCUGAUAUCCCUCAUUGCUGCUGCUGCUGCUGCAACAAUGUGGAAAAGGUUUAAGUGUAACAGAAUGAAAUUGUGUCAGGAUCUGGAGUUAUAUUGAGUCUGUGGACACUGAAACACGUGAGCAUUUUAUAAAAAAGUGAAAGAAAAACAUAAUAUAUUUCCCACAGAGACGACAUGACGAAUGUAAAAUUAAUUAUAAGUUUCAGAUCUGUAUGUUCUUCUACUAUUCACUUUUAACAGUGACCGCUGUCCAGUGCAAUUUUCACAAAUCUACUUUUCCUGUGAAGACAGUGCCAUCUAGUGUACUUUGUUGUAGAAACAGAAAAGUAGAGGAAUCAGGAACAGGAUCAAUAAAGUAGGACAUUUAUGUAAAGCUAGUGCAUAUGAGACAUAAGCGUAAACUGCAUAACACAUAUAAUUCUUCUGUGAUUUUCACUUGGGUUAUUAUUCGCACUUUACCUUGCAGGUUUGCACUAUAGAUGUUUCUGUGAGAUUGAAAUGUUAUUUAUUGCUUGUUUGCACACAUGUCCUGUCAAUUACUGUAUGCAUUAGUGUUUAACAGUUUCAACACAGUUGUUUCAUGCGUCUUUUUUAUGCAAACAACAUUUAAUAAUUAUAUAUAAUAAUAUAUAAAAUAUGCCUGGAAAUGUUAAUAAUUGACUUAAUCUCCAUGCAUUUUACUUUAUUUUAUGAUGAAACUAUAUAAUGUGAAAAAUCUGUUAUAUAAAAUAUAUCAUGAGUUCUUUGCCUGUGAUA
Solea solea (common sole) is the source of this 1632-nucleotide messenger RNA. Its product is annotated as OX-2 membrane glycoprotein-like. The transcript has 6 exons. Bases 116 to 973 code for a protein of 285 amino acids. The record is from RefSeq and is a predicted model, not a curated record. NCBI's taxonomy places the organism in Eukaryota, Metazoa, Chordata, Actinopteri, Pleuronectiformes, Soleidae. Gene Ontology annotation, molecular function: cell-cell adhesion mediator activity.